Oncorhynchus mykiss (rainbow trout) is the source of this 2797-nucleotide messenger RNA. Its product is annotated as serine/threonine-protein phosphatase 4 regulatory subunit 2-A. The record is from RefSeq and is a predicted model, not a curated record. Lineage: Eukaryota; Metazoa; Chordata; Actinopteri; Salmoniformes; Salmonidae. Gene Ontology annotation, cellular component: nucleus; cytoplasm; protein phosphatase 4 complex. Gene Ontology annotation, molecular function: protein phosphatase regulator activity.
AAGAAGAAGCCCACCACCCCCACGGACAUGUGCACUUGAGUGGGUAGCUAGCAAGUGUGUUACCUGGAUGUGUUGUUGCUAGCUAAGGAAGCUAGUGGUAUUUUUUUUUAUUUCACCUCUUCUUCUGUUUCCUGUCGCUGUUGUAAGGGAUAUCAGUUGCCCUAGGCUAGUUUACGUUACAACCAUGGAAAUUGACACACUUUUGGAGGCUUUCACGAACUUUGAGAAGAAAGGGAAGAAGGAUACCUGUCCUGCCCUGGAUCAACUUUUGUCUCAUGUCGCCAAAACGGGAGAAACGAUGAUUUCAUGGUCGCAGUUCAAAAGUUAUUUCCUGUUUAAACUUGAGAAAGUAAUGGAUGACUUCAGAACCUUGUCGCCAGACCAGCGAGAUCCAUCCAAUCCUAAUGUGGAGUACAUUCCUUUUGAGGAGAUGAAGGAAAGGAUUCUCAAAAUUGUAGAUGGGUACAACGGUAUUCCGUUCACCAUCCAGCGUCUGUGUGAGUUACUUACUGACCCUAAGAGGAACUACACUGGAACAGACAAGUUCCUCAGGGGAGUGGAGAAGAAUGUGAUGGUGGUCAGCUCUGUAUAUCCUACCUCAGAGAAAAAUGGGGCAACCAGUGUAAACAAAAUGAAUGGAGUGAUGUUCCCUGGCAAUAAUACCUCUAUUUAUUCAGAAAGGAAUAUAAAUGGACCAGGCACCCCAAGGCCACUGAACAGACAAAAGCUAUUGCUAUCCACCUCUCUUGCUACAAACGGUCUUCCUGACAGCACAGACGAUAAGGAGCCACUCACAGAACAAGAGGAGAAUGUUGUCAGUGAUUCCUCUGUAUCGGAAAGUAAUACCACAAAAAGCAGUCUGAUGAAGACCAAGCAUCCAGAAGAGGAUGCGACGGAGGCAGAGAGCCAUGAAGUGAAAAGGCUGAAGUUUGACAAAGACAUGGAUGAAGAUGAGGAGGUAGACACGGAGAUGUCCUGUCCUGAACCUGCCCAAAGCUCAUCAGACAAGCCAGAAUCGUCAACAGACAUUGUUGAGGAAGAAAAAGACAAGUCUGCUGAUAUGCUCACCACAAACGAUCAUGAACCUUCUAGCACUCAGACAGAAGAGCCCUUUGAGGAAGAGACAGCGGAGACAUCAGAGAAAGAGGCUGAGUCUGGCCCUACCAACAGUCUAAAAAGUGACAGCACCAUGGACCAGUCAGAGGGGCAGCUUGCUCAGUCAGGGAAGGAUCUACGUUUAGAGGAACAGGGGGAAGGGGAUUGCAGUGAGUCAGUCAGUAGCAGCAAUGGGGAGGGAGCACCCAGUGAAGAGCCUGUCCCAUCUUCCUCUCCCAGAAGUAAAGUUGAGUCGUCGGCAGAAGGCGCUGAUGCAGAAAACAGUUUAGAAAGCCCAGAGACCGCAGAUGAGCCCAUGGAACAGGACUAACCUGAGGGCCACCCAACAUUAUUUUACACUGUAUGAUACUGUAACACACCCAGGAGAUCUCUGUACCAAUGUGGAUCUGUAGUCUCCCAGAACAGGGGGGCUUUUUGUGAGGCCUCGAGUCUCCUCACGCCUUAUGACCCACCCACCUCCUGACGGCCAGUCUGAUUUUAAAAACGUAAUUUAAGUUUCCCUCCAGCUAGGUUUUUUUCAAGCCUGUGGCAUUCAUUUACACAUGAAAUGCCUUUAUCACUGUUAUCUGCUAUUUUAGACACCAAUUCCAAAGCUGCUUGGUUAACAUUGUGAUGUAGAAGGAUCUGUCAUUAUUCAGUGUUUGUGAUCUUCAUCUGUGGUGAAUGUUCCAUGUUUGCCGGCCCAGUUAGGUUCUCUGGAUCUGUGGGGUGCCUUGGAUUUUCCCUGGGUAAAGUGACCGUUUACAGCUGUUUUGUUUUUAGUGUGGUAGUUUUUUGCACUUUGAAAUGUAAAGUAUAGAAAACUGGCCAUGACAUCUGUAGCAUAAAAGCACUGGGAGCCCUGCUAGUUUGCUAGUCUUGCAAAGUAAACAUACAGAAACCAUGGAUUGCAACCAAUCCUCCUCAUGUACUAUGAUUGAACAAUAGAGAUAUAGCUGUGAACCAAAUGCUUUAAACUGUCCAGUGAAAAUUUCACUUUGAAAAGCUAAUAUGUUAACUUGUCCUGUUCUUGUAUUUGUGGCAAAAGCAGAAAUUAAGAGAAACACUUCAAAAACUCAACCUCAAACAGACUGUUACAGAAAUGCUUGCCAUUUCCGUUUUGGCUGAGAUGGAAUUUUUCUGUCAGAUUUGAAGUGAAGGUCCAGAACUUUUGUAUCAUUUGUUUUGAAAGUAGUGUUAAUGAGCUGAACUUGAUCCCUGCUUUUUGUGUACUCUCAUCCAUUUCGUAUGAUAUGCUACAUCCUGCUUUUAAUUUUUGUAUUCAUAUGAUAUGUUACUAAUCCAAAUCGUACAAUAUGUUACUCAUUUGUUGUGCUUAAGAUUCUGGACUGCAUCUUUAAUCAAAAGAUGUAGAAACAUGGCAUUUUAAUUAUCACAAUCUUUUAUUUGAAUGGCAUCUCUUAAACUUCAGACAUCCAUAUCAACUAAAUUCAACUUUAAAUCUCAGCACAAAAUGAUCGCUACUGCUGUCACAUGGAAUAACAAGAAGCUUGUUUUGAUUUGAUUUGGAGUGUUUACUGGCUGCUAUAUCUUGUUUCUGCAACUGUCCUUUUUAUAUAUUAGGAUUUUAACAUUUCUGUAAAGAAGAUUUUGUAGAUUGUAAUACAUGUUCACUGCCUUUGUAGAUUGGUCUUUCAACACCGUAUUCAUAUGAAGCAAUAAAUGCUAACAUUAAGUGUGA